UCAUCAGAAUCCGCGGACUCGCUGAAUCGGGGUGGCUGUGAAGGUCUACUCCGUGCUGCUCGGUUGCUAGCUCGACCACGUUUCACAGACGCACAUCUGGGGUCCCAGUCCGCAUCAUCAUCCUUGCUGUUCGAACUGAUGACCGGUCGUGAUUCCGCAGUCGCGCUGAUUGCCGCCCAAAUUUUGGUCGCACUUGCACUGACUCUGGAACCGACAUUAGGUCCGGAAAUUCUGUUUGAACUAUGUUCCUGUGUUCCCGCGAAUUCCAAAUCCACAUGUGUGGAAGACAAUCAAUCGGGUGAGGUAAAAGUCCCUUGUUCACCCCAAACAACUCCAUUACUUCUAUUCUUCCCCGUGCUGGAUGAACUGGAAACCGGAUGGACCGCGCGUCGUUUGUCCAUAUCAGACUCACCACCUACGGAGUCCCCUUGGGUGGCCAGUGAACUUUUGCCCAAUAUCUUCGAUGAUCCCAUUGCCUACCAACCGUCUACCACGAUGGGUUGUUAUCUUGUUCAGGAGAUGCUCACUUUCCAAUUCUUUCCGCGUUUGUGGGAUGUGGUCAGUCGGGAUUCACAAAAGUCCCGUACAGCGCCUCUCCUUCGAGCGGUUGUAUGGCUCCUCUGUCGCGAACAGAUAUUGGUCCGAACCCGGCUCGCCAGGCCGCGUCUCCAGUUGGCUCUGAGAAUGCAAUUGAAACCGUUACUGACGUUGCUCGAUUCACAAACGGAAUUUUCCGAGCGCAUCGAACUUCUAUUGACAUUGCUCGAGCACGCCUUGAGCAUCCACGAGCGCGUACCGCUACAACCGGAGGCCAAUCGAGCCGGUCCCGGUGGACGAUUCACCGCGGCACGCAAACCGACUCGUCCAAAUACCUCUCGUUAUCUGUCCCCACGUCUGGCCUAUCAGUUGGGUCAUUGUUUGAUUCGAUUGGCCGCCAGAUUUUUGUCUAGGCUGCGUCAAAGCACUGACUCUAACGAGCGGACUAAUAUGCUACGUGUACUGGGUCGCAUUGAGAACUUAUUGCAGCCGUAUGGCGAUUGUUACACAAUCAAUCCUAUCAAUGGUGGCAGUAGUGCGUUGCUCCGGUCCACGGCUCUGCGUCAGUUGUCCACGACCGAAUCACUACAGCUGGUCGAUCCCGCCUAUGAAUGUGAGGCUGAUUUAGCCCGUUCGGAUAGACUUAGUCGGUUACGGGAUUUGGACGAACAACUAGUUGACACACAGUGCAUCCCUGCCCUCACCGAUCGUUCACUCCCAUCCCAGUCAUCAUCAUCGUCCCUGUUGCUUCUCAAUCCCCCGUCCGCAUCGGACGGAACAAAUGAAGAUGGUCUUACUAAAGGCUAUCUCCGUGCUCCGACUCUGUCACGUCUGGAUCGUCGAGGAUCAGUGAGUCCGUACCGGCGUCCACCGGGAGCAGCAUUCAACGCGUUUGGAGUUCCCGACACCAUUGGCAAUCCCGAUUGGCGCUGUAAAUCGGAAAAGACCACUCCCGCUGAACCAGGUAUGCUGUAUGCCCAUUCCCCGCCGUUCCGAUUCGAUGCAGUUCGCUCUCCGAACUGGCUUCAUUGGCUUCGUCUGGCUAUGCAACUGUGCGCGGGCAGUCCCGUUCGGCACACCGAUUCGCACGUGACCGUUCACGUCAAGGCACUCGCGACCGCCCAACAACAGUCCCUACUACCGCACGGUCUUCAUCUGCCUCAGACAUCGGUGUGGCAAUUACCCGAGCAAAUCCCUCUGGUCGUCUCACCGACCGGAAUCGGUUUGGAACGGGUGAUUCGUCUGAUGCAUCAGUUCUGUCCCCAGGUGAAAAAGGAUGCCGGCCGGGGUCCUGCCCGGCCGUCCACCGGUACUCGUGCUUGCGAAUCCAUGUGGUUAAGUCAAAGUCUGUUCGGCACACCUCUGGCACUGUUGGUUGCCGAGUGCAGCGGAUCCUAUGCGGAACAAUCCGACCCCGGUGGAGAGAAUGGAGAUGCACAGGGCCAUUUGAAAUUCGGCGGCACUGGUACAACACGUUUGCCUCGACACUUAGAUAGCAUUGAUGUGUUUCCAACUGUUCUUCCCGGUUUCUUUCACUUUUCUAUACCCAAAACACUGCAUUUCAUUUUCCCAAUCAAGCUUGCAGUGGACUAUUGUCAACGUCGAGUCGACUAUCAGACCGAUCUAUUUCGAUUCACUCGUCACCUGUUGAUGGCUCUAUUCGUGAUUUGUCACAAACAGGACUGUGCGACUGUAGCCGCAGAACAGCACCGUUCCACAGACACGGAAUCAGCGUAUUCUGUCAAGUAUCCGCCACAUUUGCCACUAGAUCGGUUAUUGUACUGCCUGAAUCCGCGAGAGAUGAGCAUCCUGCUGUCCGACGUGCGACGUAAUUUACGUCUGCGCCUGGCUUUUGAUUGGCUACGACACAAUCAGAAAUGGGAAACUUGUCGUCCUCGUCACGAUCGCCCCAGUACCACGCACCCAUUCUCCGUAAUUAUUUCCCGCACUUUGGACGCACUCGGUGGUGGCCCGAUUCCACCGGCCCCGGCGUUUAUCACACCCGGCCUGCUCUUGGCUUUGCUACAGUCUCAUCUAGCCGAACCCGGUGUUGCCCGGCUGGUUGGACCACUUUUGUCUGCAGCACGGCUUCUCCAACCGCCUGCGGAUCCCGGGCCGAUUGCCUCGGAAACCGGGAACGCGGAUUCGGAUGUGGAAGAGAUUGAUGUGAACGGGGAACUGGUGGUGGUGUUGAACGAAUGA
Molecule: messenger RNA, 2739 nt
Organism: Echinostoma caproni
Lineage: Eukaryota; Metazoa; Platyhelminthes; Trematoda; Plagiorchiida; Echinostomatidae
Source: the annotation of a GenBank genome assembly